CACGCGCACACGCGCGAGCAAUAGUUACCCCGCGUGGACGUCGGUAUAAAACAGAAGCGCCAGGUUCAGACAAGAGUCUACGUAAAGAGGAUUUGUUGUGUGAGGAGCGUGAGGAGAGCAGGAGAGCAUCCAGAAAUGAGUAGAUUUACUAAAACCCACAUGACCUCCCCCAUGUACUUCCCAAGCAUGGGUACAGCCCCUUUCUUUAAGGUGACUGUGUUUGAGCGGGAGCAUUUCCAGGGCAAGUGUAUGGAGUUCACUUCAGAGUGCUGCAACAUCCACAACUGCGGCCUGGAUAACAUCCGCUCCAUCCGGGUGGAGAGUGGAGCUUGGGUUGGAUUCGAGCACCAUGACUUCCAGGGCCAGCAGUUCAUCCUGGAGAGGGGCGAGUACCCCAACUGGGACGCCUACAGUGGCUCCCUGUCCUACCACAACGAGCACUUCAUGUCCUUUCGCCCGAUCUACUGCGCUUCUCACCAGAGCAGCCGUAUGAUGAUCUUCGAGAGGGAGAACUUCAUGGGCCGCAGCACCGAGCUGUGCGACGACUUCCCCUCCCUGAAGGCCAUGGGCUGGCUCACGUCCGAGGUGGGCUCCAUGCACGUGCAGUGUGGAGCCUUUGUGUGCUAUGAGUACCCGGGCUACAGGGGCCAGCAGUACAUCAUGGAGAGUGAGAAACACAGCGGAGACUAUCAGCACUGGAGGAACUGGGGCUCCCACUGCCAGACACCAAAGAUCCAGUCCAUCAGACGCAUCAGGCACUGAGAAGAAACGGAUCAGGACUGACCGGCUCAGGCUAACACCUGGACGCUGUGCUUUAGGGGCCUGACUAAUGGCCCAGAAGCCUGAACUUUUAGCUUUGGUUCUGGGUUUAAGGCUUCAACUACAACUCUAACCAUCAGUGACGUAGCAGCUACCUCUUUAUCCCAGAUCAUAUUCAUA
Molecule: messenger RNA, 939 nt
Organism: Cottoperca gobio
Lineage: Eukaryota; Metazoa; Chordata; Actinopteri; Perciformes; Bovichtidae
Product: beta-crystallin A1-like
Exons: 6
Coding region: 136-762 (208 amino acids)
Biological process (GO): lens development in camera-type eye; visual perception
Molecular function (GO): structural constituent of eye lens
Source: RefSeq, a predicted model, not a curated record